AGGCAGGUCAAAAAGAAGAAAAAAUGGUGGAAUGGCAUAUGGGAGUAUGGGAGGUGUGUAACAUGAGAUGAGGGCUGCCACCAACCGCGCCAACGAAUCCUCACCAACCAACCCUCUUCCUCAUAGUUUCUUAUAUAUAAUAAAAUCUCCAGGCAGCAUCAUCAGUGAUCAAGAUUGAGAAACUCAAGCUCACCAAUUUCUUCAGAGGAAGCCAUGGAAAGUGCAAUCGGCAGGGUGGCUCCUCUGGAAGCCGUCCUGUUCGACAUCGACGGGACGAUGGGGAUCUCCGACCCCUUCCACCACCGGGCCACCUCCGAGAUGCUCCUCAAGGUCGGUUACAACAACGGCGUCCCCAUCACGCCGGAGUUCGGCAUGAAGCACAUGGCCGGCCGGAGCAACGAGCAGAUCGGCCGCUUCCUCUUCCCGGACUGGGACCAGGCCAGGCUGGACGCCUUCUUCGCCGAGAAGGAGGAGCUCUUCGCCAGGUACGCCGGCGAGGGGCUCAAGGAGAUCGCCGGCCUCACCGCGCUCUGCCACUGGGCCGACGAGCGCAGGCUCAAGCGCGCGGCGGUGACCAACGCGCCCAGGGCCAACGCCGAGCUCAUGAUCUCCAUCCUCGGCCUCUCAGACUUCUUCAAGCUCAUCGUCUCCGCCGAGGACUGCGGGCGCUCCAAGCCCUACCCGGACCCCUACCUCAGGGCGCUCCACCUGCUCGGCGCCUCGCCGGACCACACCAUCGUCUUUGAGGACUCCACCGUCGGGGUGCAGGCCGGUGUUGCGGCCAGGAUGCCGGUGAUCGCCAUCGCCGACGAGAGCCGGGAGGGCAAGCUCACCGCCGUCGGCGCGAGCCUAGUCAUCAGGGACUACACAGAUCCAAAGCUCUGGUCCGAAUUGGACAAACUGGACACCACCAAACCUCAAGCUGCAGAGGCCAAUGGAGCAUAAUAUACAUAGCAAUAGCUGUGCAACACACUGAAAUAUUUUUCCUUGCCAUAUUUCAUUUCACUUCACGCACAACACAUUCAUGUGUGAUGAUGUAUCUUAAAGCAAGACCAAAAUUGCCGGUACAAAUAAGCAAGACCAAAUUUGAUUGCGAGGGAUCUCGCAAGACCUA
This is a messenger RNA of Setaria italica (foxtail millet), 1114 nucleotides long. Its product is annotated as haloacid dehalogenase-like hydrolase domain-containing protein Sgpp. The record is from RefSeq and is a predicted model, not a curated record. Bases 214 to 945 code for a protein of 243 amino acids. Lineage: Eukaryota; Viridiplantae; Streptophyta; Magnoliopsida; Poales; Poaceae. The transcript has 2 exons.